Messenger RNA from Eublepharis macularius, 2188 nucleotides. RefSeq names its product lymphocyte antigen 6 complex locus protein G6c-like. Lineage: Eukaryota; Metazoa; Chordata; Lepidosauria; Squamata; Eublepharidae. The transcript is spliced from 3 exons. The coding region runs from base 76 to 450 and encodes 124 amino acids. Gene Ontology annotation, cellular component: external side of plasma membrane; protein-containing complex. The record is from RefSeq and is a predicted model, not a curated record.
GAGCCCAGUUGGCUGCAUCUGCCUUCUCAGGCACUGUAUUAUUUUUCUAAAGAUAUUCUCUUUCGGUCGGUCAAAAUGAACAAGUUUCUUCUCGUGGGCUUUUUUGCUUUGCUCUUCUGUGCAGUUGCUCAGGGUCUUGUGUGCAAAGUCUGCAAAUUCAAAGUAGGCUCACUUUGUUUCAGUUCUGAUGACCCCUGCAAAGCAGAAGAGAACCAGCUUUGUGAAACCACAAAAGUUUACACAGGUCGAUUAAUGCUCUUCACAAGGCAUGGCUGCACCAAACACACAGCACUGUGCAAUAUGACUGAGCAGAGGGAUGACGUCUUCGACAUGAACUACAACCGCACUUGUUGCAACCAUGACCUGUGCAAUGGAGGCAUUGGCAGCAAUCCGAGCUUGCCACUGUUAGCGGGACUCAGCUUGGCAAUGGGGAUGUGGCUGGCACAUUAGCAUGGAAGGCUGACAGUGAAACUCACCAUUCCCACCCAACCGGUGACCCUUUAACUGUCUGUCUUCCCAGAGAGACACAAUUCCCUCACCUUCUUCCCUUCCAAAAGGUCCUCAUCUCAAUGGUAGAUCGAUUUCAGACUACCACAACUUUGACCUUUCCCCAUCAAAUGCAGUCCAUCAGCCAAUGCAUGGCGCCCAAUGAGAUAAACCACCUUUUAUUUUAUAAUUAUUAAACCACAAGUUAGGAAAAACCGGAUUUUCUAUAUGCAUCAAAGCCCUGCUGUGCAUUUUCCCCUCUACAUAUUAGCUACACAAACAAGCCUGCCUUUAAAACAUUCAAAUGAGAGACAGGUAGGCUCUACUCUUGCUUAGCCCCCCUUCUCUCCCUCUGCUAAACCAACAGUGAUAAGCAAAGGCCAAAAUAAAGGUGCAUAUAUUAAUAAGCAGUCUCAGGCAACUCAUGCUCCUAAAUGGUGGUAAAACAAAAGCAUGAAGAUGUAUUUGCAAAUCUUUUUGUCUUAUUUCCAAGCUAAUUACCUUCCUACAUGAUCAGUGUUCAAGGCCUUAAAUCUGAGAUACUGAGUCACCAAGAUGCUGCAAAGUUGCUCUGUUAUUUGGUAGCACCAUUGAGGUCUUGCAAGCAAGCAAACCUUUGAAAUGAUUGAAUUUGGCAUCUUUUGCUGGUGUGAAUGGCCGUCAGUCCUAACACUGAUGAUGCAUUGAAACACUGCUUUUUGUAGUUUCCCAGGUCAUGGGGCUGAGUGUACAAUCCAUCCACAUCAAUACUUAUACGACUUCUUGCAGAUAGUCUGUUGAACAUAAGGGGACAUGGAUAUGUCUGUACACCAUCUAUGUGCCUACAGAAGUUUUUAGCAUCUAAAAUUGUUUAUAUUUAACCAGGGCUUUUUUUCUGUGAAAAGAGGUGGUGGUACUCAGUGGGUUGCCCUCGAAGAAAAUGGUCAUAUGGAUGGUGACCCCGCCCCCUGAUCUCCAGAAAGAGGGGAGUUGAGAUUGACCUCCGCGCUGCUCAGCGCGGGGCCACCAGCCAUGUGACCAUUUUCAAGAGGUUCCAGAACUCCACGGAGGGCAAUCUAAACUCCCCUCUGUCUGGAGAUCAGGGGGCGGGGCCACCAGCCAUGUGACCGUUUUCAAGAGGUUCCGGAACUCCGUUCCCCCACGUUCCCCCUGAAAAAAAGCCCUAUAUUUAACCAAUAUAUCUAAUUCUCAACAUGACCUCAUCUGUGAAUAUUUAAAUCCAGAGAUUGUGGCCAUGAAUAUACCUUACAUCUUUCUAGAAACCUGAGAAAGGCCCCAGCUGAUGGGUGGGAAAAACAAAAUGAAGUGCAGAAAGGGGAAAGGAUAUGGGUGCACCAGGAGGAAGGGAAAAAUAAUGGGGAGGGGAUACAGGGGAAAGUGAGAUGCCCUUGCAACUCCUUGCAGGCCUCUCACAUAUGGAGAGUCUUUCCAAAAUUAAAGAUAAAAAAAUACGUUUUAUACAGUCUUGUCCCCUGACGUGUUUUUGCAUUUUUUAUCUAAUAUCUCAAGAGAUACUACGGGCAGUUAAAAAGCUGGUAGAUGAAGUAAAAUAAAGAAGAAGAGCAAGUCAAAUCAAUGCAAGCAAAUCUGUUAUGUUCAUCUUUUGGUUGAUCUUAUAUUUUUUAUAUUCAAAAGUAACUUCUGUAAAAACUGCUUUUUAAUUCUACACAUGUAUACUAAUAUUAAAAAGAUUAUUUGAUCA